Gossypium raimondii (Peruvian cotton) is the source of this 1018-nucleotide messenger RNA. RefSeq lists its product as uncharacterized. The transcript has a single exon. Lineage: Eukaryota; Viridiplantae; Streptophyta; Magnoliopsida; Malvales; Malvaceae. The record is from RefSeq and is a predicted model, not a curated record. Bases 249 to 806 code for a protein of 185 amino acids.
GGGUAUAAGUAAAUGGAUCAAUCUUAGCAAAUUAGCAUCUUUCCUUUCGAUUCUCAGCAUCUCCAUUAAUCUCCUCAACUUGCUCUCUCCAUCUAUGGCCUAGCUUUCUUUGUCGUGUUCUCUUUCUCCUCUACCUUACCAUUUCUAUAGGCCUCUGAUUUUUAUUUUCCCUUAUAAAACACAGAAACAGAACCAAAACUAGAAUAUCUUCAGACAGCCGAAUUUUAGAGUUGGGGGACCAAACAAAAAUGAAUCAGUUGUUGGAAUCUCCACUCGAAGCUUUGGCAUUUAACUAUGUGAGUUUUGGGAUUUUCACGGUUAUUCAUAAUCUGUGGACGUGGAUUGCUAUUCUCACUGCUGCGGUUAGUUUUUGGAGGAUAAGAGCCGUCGUCGGCGCCUCCGUUCAAAGUAAUGACCAGAAGCCGUCGGCGUCUAUUUCUGAUCGUGCCCAUGAUGAGUCUCGACCGAUUCUCGGCGCCGAUGAAAAGCCGACCCCUUCAGCUUCAGUUUCAACUCCCCCUCCAGCUUCCGUCUCAGAAACAAGCGGUUCGCAGUUGGUGACCAAAGGAGGGAAAUUCAAGUUGACUGUUUAUUACGUGGAUGAUGACGUAGACGUCGACGGUGGGAUGACGGUAACGGAAUGGAGUGACGGUGGUGAAGGGAGGUGCUGCGGGGAGUGGUGGGAGAGUUGGGAAAGAGUGUUGAGGUUGAGGAAAGGGGAAGCAGGGUGGUACCGUUAUCAGGAUUUGACGGCGUUAAACGGCAAUGUUGUUAGGUUAUGGGAUGAAUCAUGCAGGAGGUGGUGAAGAAGGUAAAGCUGAAGCUGUGCUGUAAUGGUGGUUGGUGGCGGUGGCAUUUUAGGAAUUUAAUGUAGAUGGUAUAAUGUUUUUUAUUUUUUUCCUUUUAAUGAUUUGUGUUAAUGACUUUGGGUUUAAGGUUGGGGAAACUUGUAAAUAUAUUUGUCGGAUAUAACAACCUUUAGAAAAUCCAAAAGCAAAUGCUUCUGAGGUUACAAUAA